AUGCAAUACGGCCAACAGAGUCUCCAGAGUGCACACCAAGCCGUACCUGGAGGCAGCCUCCUCGAUCCCACACCCCACGCUUCGACAGCCCCCACAGUCACCUCGUUCCCGCCAAUGGCUCAGCCGCCACUUCCUCACGCUCAGUACCCACACCUGAUCUCGCCCAAUACGUAUUAUCAUUGGUACAAUCAACAACAACCUACACUAACGCCGCACUGGAUGACACCGAACGUCACGUACCCCCUCGCAUACCAACACUUUAUGGACGCACACCAGCAGCCAGACCAGACAGCCGCUAAUCGGAUCAUGCAACUAGAACAACAGCUGGUCAUGCUACAGGCACAACUUAAUACGGCUAUGGCUGCCAUGGCACAGGCAUCUGCAGGAACGGUCACCCCUCGCUCGGUCACUACACACCCACACAAGGUCAACAAGCUCCAACGUGACGAGCACCUUGGAUCCUGGAAGGACUUCUGCGAUAAGCUCGCCGCUGUCUAUGGAAUCCAUGACGAAGCCGGAAACGCUCGUGUCCAACUUGACAAGCUCGAACAAGGUGACAAGUCGGUAGCGGAAUACUCGGCUAAAUUCGAAGAGCUCGUAGCAUUCCUAGACGAACUGCCAGAAUCGGAACGUAUCUACCAGUACCGUCGCGGACUCAACUACUCCAGCGCAAAGAUUGUCGCCCUAGAAGAGGCUCGAUACACUGCCUCUGGACCCCCAUUCCCUACGCUCCAGAGCCUCAUCAACUUCUGCAAGCGACACGACGACUCUAUGGCUGCACUCCGACUUACCCACCCACCUAAGCCCAAACAGUCUCACGCCACCAUAUCUCGGUCCACAGUACAGCAUAUAUCGCCAACGACCUCCAGCCAUACGGCCACACACGCCCCUACUCCCCCCACCCCUCGUCCUCCUCGCGACCCCUAUGCCAUGAAUAUUGGUGCCGCUCGGCAAGACACUCGCAAAUGCUACAACUGUGACAUUGUUGGACAUCUCUCUCGCGACUGCACCCAACCUCGCAAGCCUCGUACCGUACAAGUCAAGGCCUCUAAUGUCGACCCGGAGGAAUUGGAACACCGCCAAGUCCUGAGGAAAGAUGCCGAGGAAAGCAUACGGAAGGAACUCGAGGCAGAGAUGUCCAAGAAGUUCGAGGAACGCAUGGCAGCUUACGCUAAACAAACGGAUUUUUAA
This is a messenger RNA of Serendipita indica DSM 11827, 1191 nucleotides long. NCBI's taxonomy places the organism in Eukaryota, Fungi, Basidiomycota, Agaricomycetes, Sebacinales, Serendipitaceae. The record is from the annotation of a GenBank genome assembly.